Gilbertella persicaria is the source of this 504-nucleotide messenger RNA. RefSeq lists its product as uncharacterized. NCBI's taxonomy places the organism in Eukaryota, Fungi, Mucoromycota, Mucoromycetes, Mucorales, Choanephoraceae. The coding region runs from base 188 to 424 and encodes 78 amino acids. The record is from RefSeq and is a predicted model, not a curated record. The transcript has 2 exons.
AAUCCAAUACUAAAGUUCAAAGCUGUAUUGAACUGUGUUGUGCUUGAUAAUCUAAUCCUCGUUGCAGAAAAAAAAUCUGAUUUUCGGUAUUUGUCGCACUUUAAAUGACUUUGUAUAUGACUAUUGUGGCCUCAAAGUGCUUCAGAAGUCCGAAUCGUGCUACCGAUCUUAUCUAUUUGACAACUGCAUGAAGGCCACUACCAAAUAUUUACGUUGUAUCAACCACAAAGUUACUUUCCUUCCAGGAGAAAUUAAACUCGAAGCCAUGACCAUACAACUAAAACAGAAAGGAAUGAUGGACCGCAAGUAUAGGUAUAAUGCUGAUGAAACACUCACAGCCAAUGACUUUUCUGCCAUUGAAGUCCUUUUGACAGAGGUGUUCUCUGGCUACGGCUCAAAUGACACUCGUAAAAAUAAGCUUUGAUCAUGAUAAAGCUGUGUUUGGAAUGUUGGCAAUGAUAUGAACCGUGGCGCUAUUAUAUGCCAAAUCGUCAUUCAGUACUU